AUGACGUCACAAACUUCCAACUUCAGGAAGCUGGAACUUUUUUAGUACGUCUCCGUUUUUAACUGACGUUACAGCUUUAAAUUCACGUCUUUUAGACAAGAAACCGAGAGCGGGUGAACAUAUUAUUGUUGUUUUGUAUUUAUGCUUCAAAGAAACUGUCUUUGUAGAUCAACUUUGUGCGAACUUAAGAUACAAGAGGACGAGCAGGACUUUAAGCUCGCCAAACAUCACGAACUGAACAUGUUAGCCUCCAGUUUGCUAGCUAACUACGGUACCGAGCUCCAUGACGACCAAGUUCUUAAAGUGGACAAAUACCUGAACCAUUUUCAGUUGUCAGAUGAGACUUUGAUGGAUUUGUCAAUAAGAUUUCGACGAGAGAUGGACAAAGGUCUGUGCAGAGACACCAACCCCACAGCUGCUGUGAAGAUGCUGCCCACGUUUGUGCGCUCCACUCCUGAUGGAACAGAGCAAGGAGAAUUCCUGGCACUCGAUCUUGGCGGAUCCAACUUCCGGGUGCUCCUGGUCAAAGUUAUGGCUAAUGGCAAGCAAGAGGUGGAGAUGGAAAAUCAGAUUUACGCCAUUCCUGAACACCUCAUGAGAGGCAACGGGACUGCGCUAUUUGACCACAUCGCUGAUUGUCUGGCUCAGUUCCUGGAGAAGUUGGGCAUAAAGGAUAAAAAGCUGCCUCUGGGUUUCACCUUCUCUUUUCCCUGUCAGCAGACAAAGCUGGAUGAGAGUGUUUUGGUGUCUUGGACCAAAAACUUCAAGGCCUGCGGCGUAGAGGGAAAGGAUGUGGUCAGCCUUCUGAGGAAAUCCAUUAAGAAACGAGGCGACUUUGAUGUUGACAUUCUGGCUGUGAUAAAUGACACCGUGGGAACCAUGAUGACCUGUGGCUACGACGAUCAUCACUGUGAAAUUGGCCUCAUUGUGGGAACGGGUACCAACGCCUGCUACAUGGAGCAGAUGAGGAACCUGGACCUGCUGGACAGUGACGAGGGCCGGAUGUGUGUUAAUACGGAGUGGGGCGCUUUUGGAGACGAUGGCGCCCUGGAGGACCUGCGCACCAACAUUGACCGGGAAAUAGACGCAGGCUCUCUGAACCCUGGCAAGCAGCUGUUUGAGAAGAUGGUCAGCGGCCUGUACAUGGGGGAAGUGGUGCGUCUCAUCCUGGUGAGGAUGACCAAAGAGCAGCAGCUGUUCAAGGGCAAAACUACAGCAGAGCUCCUGACCACCGGAAGCUUCCACACCAGCUACAUCUAUGGCAUUGACAAUGACGUAGAAGAGGAAGGUCUGGCGAGUGCGGAAAAGGUGCUCCGGGGCCUGGGUCUGGACCCGUUGGUUGAAGACUGCAUAGCCACACAGAGGGUGUGUCAGAUAGUAUCUACCCGGGCCGCACACCUGUGUUCUUCCACUCUCGUGGCAGUGCUGCGGCAGAUCCGGGAUAACAAAGCAGCUGAGAAGCUUCGUUCCACUAUCGGAGUGGAUGGCUCUGUUUACAAGAAUCAUCCAGAGUUUUCCAGGAGGCUCCACAAGAUGGUACGGCGACUUGUGCCGGACUGCGAUGUGCGUUUUCUGCAGUCGCAGUGUGGCAGUGGGAAGGGUGCCGCUAUGGUAACGGCAGUAGCCUACCGCCUGGCCGCGCAGCAUGCCGAGCGUCAGCACAUCCUCGACACCUUGCGUCUGAGUCGUGAGCAGCUGCUGGAGGUGAAGAAGAUAAUGAGCGAGCAGAUGGUGCGAGGCCUGUCCAGGCAAACCCAUCAGCAAGCGAGCGUCAAGAUGCUCCCCACCUUUGUCAGAGACACACCAGACGGAACAGAGCACGGCGACUACUUGGCUUUGGACCUCGGGGGCUCCAGCUUCCGGGUGCUGCUGGUGCGAGUGCGAAGUGGAAAGGGACACAAUGUGGACAUGCAUCACAAGAUCUACAGUAUCCCACAGGACACGAUGCAAGGCACAGGGGAAGAGCUGUUCAGCCACAUUGUCGACUGCAUCGCCGACUUCCUGGAAUACGUUGGUAUGAGAGGAGCAUCCUUACCUCUGGGAUUUACUUUCUCCUUCCCCUGUAAUCAAAGCAAACUGGAUCAGGGCAUUCUUCUGAAGUGGACAAAGGGUUUCAAAGCCAGCGGCUGUGAAGGACAAGAUGUCAUUAAGUUACUGCAGGAUGCUGUCCGCCGCAGACAGGAAUUUGACUUGAACUUUGUGGCGGUGGUUAACGACACAGUGGGAACCAUGAUGACCUGCAGCUACGAGGACCCCGAAUGUGAGGUGGGACUCAUCGUAGGCACAGGGACCAACGCCUGCUACAUGGAAGAAAUGCAGAACAUCGAGUUGGUGGAGGGAAACGACGGCCGUAUGUGUGUCAACAUGGAGUGGGGAGCAUUUGGUGACGAUGGGGAACUCGAUGACUUCUGCACCCAGUUUGAUCACAUUGUCGAUGAUUGCUCUAACAAUCCUGGGAAGCAGAGGUAUGAGAAGAUGAUCAGUGGCAUGUACCUGGGGGAGAUAGUGAGGAAUGUGCUCAUCGAUUUCACUGCAAAGGGCUUGCUGUUCAGAGGCAAAGUGUCGGAGCGACUCAAGACCCACUGCAUCUUCGAGACAAAGUUCCUGGCACAGAUUGAAAGUGACCGCCUGGCCAUGCGACAGGUCCGCUCGAUACUGCAGCACCUGGGCCUCGACAACUCCACGUGUGAUGACAGCGUGCUGGUGAAGGAGGUGUGCAGUGUGGUGUCACGCCGUGCAGCUCAGCUCUGCGGGGCCGGUUUAGCCGCCGUGGUCGACAAGAUGCGACAGAGCCGCAACCUGAACCAGCUUUCCAUCGGCGUGGGAGUGGACGGCACCCUUUAUAAGACGCACCCUCAUUUCUCCAGCAUCAUGCAGGAGACGCUGCAGGAUUUGGCCCCGCAGUGCCAGGUGACUUUCCACAAGUCUGAGGAUGGAAGUGGGAGGGGAGCCGCUCUGAUCACAGCCGUGGCCUGCAGGAUCAAGAGUGAAGAGCAGCGCUGAAAGACUUUGACCGGCAGGUAGAACCAGAGCUGCUACGACUCAGAUCUGUAGUGCUGAAAUGUUUAUUCUGCCUCAUUGGGAGUGGGUUCACAUGCACGCUGUGAGCGUUUAGCUUUGUGUUCGGUACAUAUUUAUGGCGUGAGCUGACAUUGCUGUGUCUUUCAGAACUGACAGUUUGUGUGUUGGAGUUGCAGCUUCUGAGAAAUAUGACUGUUACGAGCUGUGAGGCUCUUUUUAUUUUUACACUCCUUCAUUUUGAUUUGAACCAUUUGGUUUCCUCCCAGCUGUUUAAUAACUUCCUAAUCACAGAGAGCGUUUGGUUUCAUAUCAGUUUUAAUAAAACAAGAUUUUAAUAUAAAUACUUUUUAUACAAACUAUCACCUUCUUUCCAUUUUACCAAAUUUCAAUUUUGUCGUCUUAUUAAUUUAAAAAUAAACGUGUUAUUCUCUCCUUCUC
Messenger RNA from Cottoperca gobio, 3459 nucleotides. It is a transcript of the gene hk2, whose product is annotated as hexokinase 2. Lineage: Eukaryota; Metazoa; Chordata; Actinopteri; Perciformes; Bovichtidae. Gene Ontology annotation, cellular component: cytosol; mitochondrion. The transcript has 18 exons. The record is from RefSeq and is a predicted model, not a curated record. Gene Ontology annotation, biological process: carbohydrate phosphorylation; glycolytic process; glucose metabolic process. Gene Ontology annotation, molecular function: fructokinase activity; D-glucose binding; glucokinase activity. Bases 142 to 3003 code for a protein of 953 amino acids.